Insectozyma verbasci is the source of this 528-nucleotide messenger RNA. The record is from the annotation of a GenBank genome assembly. Lineage: Eukaryota; Fungi; Ascomycota; Pichiomycetes; Serinales; Debaryomycetaceae.
AUGUCUUCAGCUAGUGUUAAAAAGAUAGCUACUGCAAACACAAAUAUCCUAAACCAAUUGUUGUUAAUACAAAUAAUAGUCAAUUUACUUGUGUUAGUCAUAUAUAUAAUUUUUAAAAGACCAACAUCAAUUAAACCAUACAUUAUAUUUAACAUUCCUAAUUUUUUACUAAAUUAUAAUCUUGAAACUAGUGGUAGACCAAAAUAUGUCAAUAAAAAUUUAAAAGUAAGUACUGAUUUGAAUCAAAAGGGUCUUAUUGAAUAUUAUUUUGAUGUUAUUUACGUUACAUUGUUUUUAAAUAUCAUUAUGGUUGUUUUUGGAAGUAAUAAAGUUUGGUAUUUAUAUUUAAUUAUACCUGGAUAUAUUGUAUAUACUUUAGGAGGGUAUGUUUUACCAUUUUUGAAAAAAGAUAAGGGUCAAGUUGGAACUGAACCUGUUCAGGCUGAAAAUAAUUCUGGUUUAAGUAAACGUCAACAAAAAUUACAACAACGUAAAGAAAAAGGUGGUCAACAAGUUAAAUAUAGAUAA